UGGAGCGCUUAAUGCAUAUAUAAACUCGGCGCUGAUUCGGUGCUAAUCACAGUUUGUCGCUUGCGCUUGUGCCUUAACAGUUCACACCGAAGGGGUACCGUUCCGAACCGAUCCGAUCCGAUAGUUUUGUUUUCUGUCAACAACAUAUAACAUAACCGAUAUCAAGAUGAAACUGUUCGUCGCCGUUGCUCUGGCCUUGUUCGCGGUUGCCGCCGCUCAGGAGAAGUACACCACCAAGUACGACGGUGUUGACCUGGAUGAGAUCCUCAAGUCGGACCGCCUCUUCAACAACUACUACAAGUGUCUGAUGGAUCAGGGCCGUUGCACCCCCGAUGGCAAUGAGCUGAAGCGCGUCCUGCCCGAUGCCCUCAAGACGGACUGCGCCAAGUGCAGCUCGAAGCAGCGCGACGGAACCCAGAAGGUCGUCAACUACCUGAUCGAUAACCGCCCCUCGCAGUGGAAGAACCUGCAGGCCAAGUACGACCCGGAGAACAUCUACGUCGAGAAGUACCGCACCGAGGCCAAGAAGGCUGGCAUCAAGCUGUAAAGUAGAGAGCGAGCGAUCGUUCCAAGCUCCACUUGGCCGCAGCUGGACUGAGACUGAGACGCACCGGAAGGAGAAGCCUCAACAAACAAAAAACACACACACAACAAGUCCUACUAACUAAGAACACUAACAUCCCUCCGUAUGCAGUGGCAUGAACAUAAAAGGAAGCCGUAUUUCGGGCAACCCGGCAGCCUGGACGUGGAAGACAAAUAUUUUUUUUUUAUAAAAAUUUCCCUCUAUCUGUGAUCAAACAGCUGUAAACGUUUGCAAACGGUUCGGGUUUUGCCGAAGGGUGGUGGUAUCGGAAGUAUGCCGCAAAGGGUUGCCCGAAUCGGUUUUAAGGUUUUUCUGUUUCUGUGAAAACUAUUAUUUUUUGUAAGUUAAAAAUAAAACAAACCUAAAAAAUUA
Aedes albopictus (Asian tiger mosquito) is the source of this 955-nucleotide messenger RNA. Its product is annotated as ejaculatory bulb-specific protein 3. The coding region runs from base 167 to 547 and encodes 126 amino acids. The record is from RefSeq and is a predicted model, not a curated record. The transcript is spliced from 2 exons. Lineage: Eukaryota; Metazoa; Arthropoda; Insecta; Diptera; Culicidae.